CUCUGCGGCUUGCCCACCUCUAAAUACUUGUAUAUUUAAGCGGCGGCGGCGGGGAGAAGCAGUGGAUCGUCUCUGGAAAGGCGAGCGGGUGCCGGCGACUCCGGGUUCGUCUCAAGCAGAGCGUCCUUGGGGCUUUCUGGAAGGCAGGCUUGAAGAUCUUUGAACUCUGCUGGCAGAGCGGAAGAAUAAAUCAUGUUUCAUGCACAUCUGGAACGGAGCAAUGCCAAACCUCUUCCCGUGGUCAUUAUAGGAAAUGGUCCCUCAGGAAUCUGCUUGUCCUAUCUCUUGUCCGGCAACAUUCCCUAUGUCCGAAGGAAUUCCGUUCAUCCUAAUCCGAUUUUGCAAAGAAAAUUAGAAGAGAUCCCCGAGGUUCCCAUCAUAGAUCAGGAUCUGGAGUAUCUCUCUGAAGGUUUAGAGGGUCGAUCUUCCAGUCCAGUGGCUCUCCUUUUUGACGCCCUUCUGCGUCCGGAUACGGACUUUGGUGGGACAGCUGAUUCUGUCCUCACUUGGUGGCAUGAACCUGACCGAGUGAUCCCUCAUCUGGUUCUUGGCAAAACCCUGCCUGGAGGAGCUUGGCAUUCUAUUGAAGGAUCCAUGUUCACCCUGAGCCAAGGAGAUUGGAUGGGGCUUCCUGAUGUUCCAUUCAAGGAAUGGUUGAGCAAGAAGAAAAGAGGCUUCAGAAACAACAGGGCAACUGCUGGUGACAUAGUCCAAUACUAUCAAUAUUAUGUGGACAAGAAAGGGCUGAAGAAGAACUUUGUCUGUGGAACUUUGGUGACAUCUGUGAAAAAACUGAACUUGAAUUCAGAAGAGAGUUAUGGCGGUCAAGAUUCCAAGGACAGCAGCUCCGUGUGGGAAGAAAACAGAGACAGUGUCUUUCAGGUUGAUGGGUUUGUCACCAACAUCUCUGGCACCCAUCCCUUCUCAGUUUACGCAGAAAAUGUGGUCUUGGCCACGGGGACCUAUGAUAGCCCAACCCGGCUUGGGAUCCAAGGCGAGAAUCUCCCUUUCAUCCAUCACACGCUGUCAGCUCUUGAAGAAGCCGUCAAGAACAAGGAGGUCGGGAUCAUGUCUGACCCAAUCUUGAUCGUAGGAGCUGGCUUAACGGCUGCCGAUGCAGUCCUCUUUGCCCACCAUUAUAACAUUCCUGUGAUCCAUGUUUUUCGUCGGCGAGUAAAUGACCCAGCCCUCAUCUUCAAUCAGCUCCCCAAAACAAUGUACCCAGAGUACCACAAAGUCCACCAGAUGAUGAGGGAGCAGGCCAACCCUUACCCAGGACCAUAUGAACAUUACGUCAGCCUUCCUGAGCAUCAUGUCGUCUGCAUUUCGGAGGACCAGAAGUGCAUCUUUGCGGACAAGAACGGCCGUCAAAAAAUACACCCAAUCUCCAUGGCUUUUGUCCUCAUUGGCUCCAACCCCAACCUCUCCUACUUACCCAACAAUGGGAUGGACUUGGCUGUUGACUGCGAGCAACCGGUCAGUUCCAAGAGGAACCCAGUAGAUAUUGAUCCCUUCACGUAUGAGUCCGUUCACGAGAAGGGACUCUACGCUCUAGGGCCAUUAGCUGGGGACAACUUUGUGAGGUUUGUGCAAGGUGGUGCAUUGGCCAUCGCUAGCUCUCUGCUGAAGAAGAACAAAAAUCCUCCUUAAUGCUGGUGAAUGUAACCUCUCCUCUGAAGGAUGACUCUUAGCCAACUUUUUGAGAGUGGGCAUUGGCUGUGUAGCUGUGUAUGAUAUGAAGUCUGUCCCUGAAAGCCUUCAAAAUGGGCUGGGCUAGGCCAAGUUUCCAGUCCAAAGAAGAUAAUGGCAGGAUCCUUGCAGAUUGUUUGACUUCUUAAUCCCUCUACCUCUGAGAGGAAGAGAUGGGUUAGGAAAGCUUGACUAGAUCCCGUGCUGCAAAUCAGUUAAAUCUGAAGCAAGUUAUCUGUCUGUGGGAUAACCUGAGGAUCUCCGUCCACAUAUUCUGAAUGGCAGUGAAAGCAUUGUUUGCAUCCAAAAUAAUCCUUUUGACUCAUGUAAUGUUGGGUGGUGGCUUUCCAUUAAAUUAUGCACCACAUUUUGAGACUGUCAAAAUGAAUCAAAACAGAUUUUCAGUAGAUCCAUGAACGCAGCAAAGAGUUGGAAGAUCUCUAGUUCUCCCAGUGUCAGGGUUCCAAGUAACACCCCCAAUGAAAGAAAACUCUGAGGCUUGAGUUUCCUCAAAGUUUCAUUUUAUUAGAGAUGUCAUGUCAGCACAUCUGGGAAAACCCGAAUCUGAAAGUUUCCACGUUUUUCCCACCCAAAGAAAAGUUCAAGUCCCUGCCCAACACUCACAAGUCCAUCACAUGGUCCAAUCAAAGCCUGUCCUAACUGGGGAUGCCUCCCAGCCACACCCCUCCAGGUGCUCCAGGUGCAAGGCAAGAUGUCCUUGACUCUCUGAGAAAGGAAUGUUAUUAUGACUAUAUAUCACCCUGGCUCCAUACAAUCCCCUCUCCCAGUUUCCCACAGUAGUAGUAAAUGUGUCAGGCCUGAUGAUCCAAUGCAAAAGAUGUUUUUCAGGCCUAACACUGUUAUAGACUUAUAACAGCUCUCCAGAUAUGCAGAAUUCUUCAGACAUCAUGGUUCUUGCUGAGAUCUGAAAGAUGCCAGGUUCCGGGGGGCGGGGGGGGGGAGGUAGUCUAGGACAGGGGUGUCAAACUCACAGCCUGCAGGCCGGAUUCUUCACGCGCUGGUCACCCCUACCCCUGUUUUAGUGAAGGGGAAAAAAGUCAUGAUACAUCAACUGACGACAUGAGUUUCACACCCCUGGUCUAGUAGAAUUUAAACUUGCAUUAGCAAAAAGUCUGGGAUUAUGGUUGGACUAACCAUUGUGCGAUUGUUAUAAUGAAAAGUGAAACCCAACUGACCACAGUCUCUUCCUCUUCUUGGAAGCGAAGUUCAAACAUGUAACCCUGCAAAUCAAUUUUGGAUGCUGCCACUCAGAAUCUCAGGAUUUUCUUUAAUGUUUCCCUAGGCAGCGUUGCUGAGAAUGUUGGAUUUUGUCUGUAAAGUUAAACAUGCUACUAAUUUGUAAGCAAAUUUUGUAAAAUAAUAGGGGUUUUUUUUUCUAAAAAAAAUUACAGAACAUAUAUUUUGUAUAUAGCUAUUUUUAAAUUAAAAAAAAACUGAUUUCUA
This is a messenger RNA of Ahaetulla prasina, 3153 nucleotides long. It is a transcript of the gene OSGIN1, whose product is annotated as oxidative stress induced growth inhibitor 1. The record is from RefSeq and is a predicted model, not a curated record. The coding region runs from base 193 to 1650 and encodes 485 amino acids. The transcript is spliced from 6 exons. Lineage: Eukaryota; Metazoa; Chordata; Lepidosauria; Squamata; Colubridae.